Molecule: messenger RNA, 723 nt
Organism: Rhodotorula graminis WP1
Lineage: Eukaryota; Fungi; Basidiomycota; Microbotryomycetes; Sporidiobolales; Sporidiobolaceae
Exons: 2
Coding region: 1-723 (240 amino acids)
Source: RefSeq, a predicted model, not a curated record
AUGGGCUCCAACAUACUCGUCAUCAACCCCAACUCGACUCGAGCAAUCACCGAUGGCCUGCGCGACGCCCUCGAGCCCUACCGCGCCCACGACGUCGCCCUCAGCUACUACACGGCGCCGUCGCACGCGCCAACGGGCAUCCGCGACUUCCGCACCGGCAUCAUGACAGCCGCGAUAUGCUUUUCCGACCUCGAUGGGACUGGAGCGCUCGAGCGCCACGACGGGUUCCUCAUUUGCUGCUUCACCGACCAUCCUUUACAGCACAUGAUCCGCGAGCAUCUCGGCCCGACGUCGCACAAGCCCUGCAUCGGCAUGUUCGAGGCCGGCGUCAGCAAGGCGCUCAUGCUCUCGCGCAAGUUCGGCGUCCUGUCGACCGGCACCGGGUCCAAGCCGCUCCUCUCGAAGGGCGUCAUGAACUUUCUCGGCGCUGCGAGCAGCGACCGGUGGGCGGGCGGCAUCACCUCGGGCAUCUCGAUCGAGGAGCUGCGCGAGCCGGGCGCGAGGGUCGAGGUCGAGCGGCGCAUGAGGGAGACAGCGGCGCAGGUGGCACGGAAUGGAGCGGACUGUAUCAUCAUGGGCUGUGCGGGCAUGGCAGGGAUGGAGCCGCUCGUGCGCGAGGGGGUUCGCGAGGCGGGGCUGCCGGACGUGAGGGUCGUCGACGCUGCCGUCGCCGGGCUCGCGAUGCUCGUCGGGAUGGUCCAGACAGACAGGCCGAGAUCCUGA